AUGGGGAAGAAUCGCAGGAACCGCGAAAGCGAUGGCGAAGUGGCCGAGACAACUGCUGCUGGCCAGCCGCAACAAUCGACAGUCGAGAGCAAGACAGUGAAUGGCGAAUCCGAAUCGCGUGAAAGUUCGUCGCAGAGUCAAAGCAGUGGAAGUCUGAAAAGAUCUGCCCCCGACGAUGACAGCGAGGGAUGGACAAAGGUCGAGCGAUCCAAUAAGAAGCGCAAGAAAGUCCCUCGCGAGGGAUCCAGCAACUAUCCCGCCAUCACCUUCUCCUCAAGUGCGAAACUGUUUGCCAAGAUCAACCUUGCCAUGCUUCGCGAUCUUAUUCUCUACCUUUUCGCCGAUGGAACGGGUCCCAAUUGGGUCUCCGUAUCGCACCGACCGAACUUCAGGAAGAUUGUGGUCUUGAUGAUACCUGGGUUGGAGGAAGCCAUGUUUAAUGAGGCCGUGGACUUCGACAAGUAUACGUCCGGCCCGAUUCGCGAUCAAGACCGGACAGACACGACGCCUGACGACUACUAUCCCCGUGCUCUUUCAGCUGAACGCCUCCCGCUCGCGCUCCAGGGGUUCGCCAGCAUGUUUCCCCAUCUUUGGCCCGUCAAGGCACCUGGCGACGACAAGUACAUGAAGCUUCAUUCGCCCAUGGCCACCUUCCUGACCGCACCUAUGCCCAAGAACAAGGAUGACAGAAAGGGUCCUAAGCCGGCGCGGGAACCCAGUGGCUGGAAGAACGAGCGAACCCGUAUCACCGAAUUUCUGGCUUCGCUCGAAGAGUUGGAGACCGCUGGUCACCUCAUUCACCCAGCACUCAUCGAGAACGAAGAUAAGAGAGCGAGCUUCAAGGUUCCAGAGGGAUGGGCCGUUUCCAAAGUCGACAAGCUUGAAGAUGGCGAAGUGCCCGAGGCGGAGAUUGAGCAGGGCAGCGUGACAGCUGGCCGAGAAUGUCUCGCGUUGGACUGCGAGAUGUGCAUGACAGGCGAGAACGAGUAUUCUCUCACGCGCAUCAGCGUUAUCUCAUGGUCAGGAGAUUUGAUCAUGGACGAAUUGGUGAAGCCAGAGAAGCCCAUUACCAACUACGUCACUCAGUUCUCCGGUAUCACAGAGGAGAUGCUGAAGCCGGUGACGACUACACUCAAGGAUAUUCAACAGAAGCUCCUUGACCUCAUCACUCCACGAACCAUCCUGAUUGGCCACUCGCUUGAGUCCGACUUGAAAGCCCUUCGUUUCUCUCACCCUUUUAUAGUCGAUACUUCCCUCAUCUACCCCCACCCGAGAGGCCCGCCUCUCAAAUCGUCGCUCAAGUGGCUUACUCAGAAAUACAUCAACCGCGAGAUCCAGAAAGGCGGUGCCAAUGGACAUAACCCUAUUGAGGAUGCUCGGGCUUGUCUUGAUCUUGUCAGACAAAAAUGCGAGAAGGGCAAGAUGUGGGGCGCGUCCGAUUCCCAGGGCGAGAACCUGUUUCGCCGGCUUGCCCGGGCUGGAACUGCAUACAAGGCGCAGGGCGGCGAGGCAGGCGGUCUAGUCACGGGCAAGACAAGUGCUGCCGUGGACUGGGGUGACCCGUCCAAGGGUCCUGGUGCUGGAGCGACCUACCAAAUAGGUUGCAAAUCUGACGCAGAUGUUGUCAACGGCGUCAUUCGUGCCAUCAAGGGCGAUCCGGACGGGCUGGAGAUUCCAGGCGGCGGCGUCGACUUCGUUUGGGGUCGGAUGCGAGAGCUUGAGGCGUUGCAAGGCUGGUGGAACAAGAACCGGGUGGAGAGUGUUGGCGGUGAUGGCGGGCCUCCGGCCUUUGAUACAAAGCUUGACGAAAAGCUCGGCAAAUCCCCUCUUGAGCAGUGCUUAGCCCGCCUCUCGGCCUCUCUCCAGGCCAUCCAUGCCUCCCUACCGCCCUGCACUGCAUUCAUCGUAUACACGGGCUCCGGCGAUCCUCGCGAGAUGAGCAGACUCCAGGCAUUGCACUCACAAUGGAAGCGGGAGUACAACACGCCUGGAAAGAAGUGGGAUCAGCUAUCUGUCAAGUGGACGGACGAUGAGGAGCAAGCCCUUCGACGUGCAGUCAGGAAGGCCAGACAGAGCAUCGGCUUCAUUGGCGUGAAAUAG
Colletotrichum graminicola M1.001 is the source of this 2100-nucleotide messenger RNA. RefSeq names its product exonuclease. The record is from RefSeq and is a predicted model, not a curated record. Bases 1 to 2100 code for a protein of 699 amino acids. Lineage: Eukaryota; Fungi; Ascomycota; Sordariomycetes; Glomerellales; Glomerellaceae. The transcript has a single exon. Gene Ontology annotation, molecular function: exonuclease activity; nucleic acid binding. Gene Ontology annotation, cellular component: nucleus.